Manacus vitellinus (golden-collared manakin) is the source of this 3862-nucleotide messenger RNA. It is a transcript of the gene PIK3CA, whose product is annotated as phosphatidylinositol-4,5-bisphosphate 3-kinase catalytic subunit alpha. Gene Ontology annotation, cellular component: phosphatidylinositol 3-kinase complex, class IA; phosphatidylinositol 3-kinase complex, class IB; plasma membrane. Bases 201 to 3407 code for a protein of 1068 amino acids. Gene Ontology annotation, molecular function: 1-phosphatidylinositol-3-kinase activity; 1-phosphatidylinositol-4-phosphate 3-kinase activity. The transcript is spliced from 21 exons. Lineage: Eukaryota; Metazoa; Chordata; Aves; Passeriformes; Pipridae. Gene Ontology annotation, biological process: cell migration; phosphatidylinositol-mediated signaling; phosphatidylinositol-3-phosphate biosynthetic process. The record is from RefSeq and is a predicted model, not a curated record.
ACUCUGCUCUGGUUCCUUGUCUGUGUGCCAGCACUUCCUGUUUUUAAAGAUCCUGUUUACUGUCUGCGGUCCAAAUAUCCCAGGAAGGUGGGAGGAUGGGAAGAAACAUGGAAAGAAAACUAAACAGCAUUAUUUAAGGUUUGCGCGUACGAGUCGCUGCUUGAAGGGCUUGGAGUGCAAAGUUAUCUCAAGAAUUAAAAAUGCCUCCACGACCAUCAUCUGGUGAACUAUGGGGCAUCCACUUGAUGCCACCGAGGAUCCUUGUGGAGUGUCUUCUCCCGAAUGGAAUGAUAGUGACACUAGAAUGCCUCCGUGAGGCCACCUUACUGACUAUUAAACAUGAACUCUUUAAAGAAGCAAGAAAAUACCCUCUCUAUCAGCUCCUUCAGGAUGAAUCUUCUUACAUUUUUGUAAGUGUUACGCAAGAAGCGGAAAGAGAAGAAUUUUUCGAUGAAACACGGAGACUUUGUGACCUGCGACUGUUUCAGCCUUUUCUAAAAGUUAUUGAACCAGUAGGUAACAGAGAAGAAAAGAUUCUUAAUAGAGAAAUAGGUUUUGCUAUUGGCAUGCCUGUCUGUGAAUUUGACAUGGUCAAGGAUCCAGAAGUACAAGACUUUAGAAGAAACAUUCUCAAUGUUUGUAAAGAAGCAGUGGAUCUUCGAGAUGCCAAUGCACCGCACAGCAGAGCGCUGUAUGUCUACCCUCCAAAUGUAGAGUCUUCAGCUGAACUACCCAAACACAUAUACAAUAAACUAGACAAAGGGCAAAUUAUAGUGGUGAUAUGGGUAAUAGUCUCACCAAACAAUGAUAAGCAGAAAUACACCUUAAAAAUCAACCAUGACUGCGUGCCUGAGCAAGUUAUUGCUGAAGCAAUUAGGAAGAAAACACGAAGUAUGUUGCUGUCAUCUGAACAACUGAAACUUUGUGUCUUGGAGUACCAGGGCAAAUAUAUCUUAAAAGUGUGUGGCUGUGAUGAAUACUUGCUAGAAAAAUGUCCACUGAGCCAGUACAAGUACAUAAGAAGCUGUAUAAUGCUUGGUCGGAUGCCCAACCUGAUGCUGAUGGCCAAGGAGAGCCUGUACACCCAGCUGCCCCUGGACACCUUCACAAUGCCAUCCUACUCCAGGCGGAUCUCCACAGCUACACCCUACAUGAACGGAGAGGCUACAACCAAAUCCCUCUGGACUAUAAACAGUGCUCUCAGAAUAAGGAUCCUCUGUGCAACCUAUGUAAAUGUGAACAUUAGAGACAUAGACAAGAUCUAUGUUAGAACAGGUAUCUACCAUGGAGGGGAACCUUUGUGUGACAAUGUGAAUACUCAGAGGGUACCUUGUUCUAACCCCAGAUGGAAUGAAUGGCUGUUGUAUGACAUGUACAUUCCUGAUCUCCCACGUGCUGCUCGGCUCUGCCUCUCGAUCUGCUCCGUUAAAGGCCGGAAGGGAGCUAAGGAGGAGCACUGUCCAUUGGCUUGGGGAAAUAUAAACAUGUUCGAUUACACAGACACUCUUGUAUCUGGGAAAAUGGCUUUGAAUCUCUGGGCAGUACCUCAUGGGCUGGAGGAUUUGUUGAAUCCUAUUGGUGUUACUGGAUCAAAUCCAAAUAAGGAAACUCCAUGUUUAGAGCUGGAGUUUGAUUGGUUUAGCAAUCCUGUAAAGUUUCCAGAUAUGGCAGUGAUAGAAGAACAUGCCAACUGGACAAUAUCACGUGAACUGGGAUUCAACUACAGCUAUGCAGGGCAGAGUAACAGAAUAGCCAGAGACAGUGAAUUGACAGAGAGUGACAAGGAGCAGUUGCGAGCCAUCUGUACACGAGACCCUCUGUCUGAAAUCACUGAGCAAGAGAAGGACUUCCUCUGGAGACACAGACACUAUUGUGUGAAUACUCCAGAAAUUCUACCCAAAUUACUUUUGUCUGUUAAAUGGAAUUCUAGAGAUGAAGUGGCCCAGAUGUACUGUUUGGUAAAAGACUGGCCUUCAAUCAAGCCAGAGCAAGCAAUGGAGCUCUUGGACUGUAAUUAUCCAGAUCCAAUGGUGCGAGCUUUUGCAGUUCGGUGUCUGGAGAAGUCCCUGACAGAUGACAAACUGUCUCAGUAUCUAAUCCAGCUGGUACAGGUUCUGAAAUACGAACAGUAUUUAGAUAAUCAGCUUGUGAGAUUUUUACUCAAGAAAGCACUGACCAAUCAAAGGAUAGGACACUUCUUCUUUUGGCAUCUAAAGUCUGAAAUGCACAAUAAAACUGUCAGUCAGAGGUUUGGUUUACUUCUGGAGUCCUACUGUCGAGCGUGUGGAAUGUACCUAAAGCAUCUGAGCAGGCAGGUGGAGGCUAUGGAGAAGUUGAUCAACCUCACAGAUAUUCUCAAGCAGGAGAAAAAAGAUGAGACCCAGAAGGUACAGAUGAAGUUCCUUGUGGAACAGAUGAGACGGCCAGAUUUCAUGGAUGCUUUGCAAGGUUUUAUCUCUCCUCUCAAUCCUGCGCAUCAGCUGGGGAAUCUCCGGCUUGAGGAGUGCAGGAUAAUGUCAUCUGCAAAAAGGCCGCUGUGGUUGAACUGGGAAAACCCAGAUAUUAUGUCUGAAUUGUUAUUUCAGAACAAUGAGAUAAUAUUUAAAAAUGGAGAUGACUUGCGUCAGGACAUGCUGACACUUCAGAUAAUUAGAAUUAUGGAAAACAUCUGGCAAAAUCAGGGUCUUGACCUUCGGAUGUUGCCUUAUGGUUGUUUAUCAAUUGGUGACUGUGUGGGACUCAUCGAGGUCGUGAGGAGCUCUCACACGAUCAUGCAGAUUCAAUGUAAAGGAGGCUUAAAAGGAGCACUGCAGUUCAACAGCCAUACAUUGCACCAGUGGCUCAAGGACAAGAACAAAGGAGACAUGUAUGAUGCAGCUAUUGACUUGUUUACACGUUCUUGUGCCGGCUACUGUGUUGCCACCUUUAUCCUGGGCAUUGGUGAUCGCCACAACAGUAACAUCAUGGUCAAAGAUGAUGGACAACUGUUUCACAUUGACUUUGGGCACUUCCUCGAUCACAAGAAGAAAAAAUUUGGCUAUAAAAGAGAGCGUGUGCCAUUUGUCUUAACACAAGACUUCCUAAUAGUGAUUAGUAAAGGAGCCCAAGAAUGUACCAAAACAAGGGAGUUUGAAAGGUUUCAGGAGAUGUGCUAUAAGGCUUACCUAGCAAUUCGGCAGCAUGCCAAUCUCUUCAUCAACCUUUUCUCCAUGAUGCUUGGCUCAGGAAUGCCAGAACUGCAGUCCUUUGAUGACAUUGCUUACAUUCGAAAGACCCUUGCAUUGGACAAAACUGAGCAGGAAGCUCUGGAGUACUUCAUGAAGCAAAUGAAUGAUGCUCACCAUGGUGGCUGGACAACAAAAAUGGACUGGAUCUUCCACACAAUAAAGCAACAUGCUUUGAACUGAACAGACAGCAGAGAAAGCAAGAACUGAUACCCCGCUUUGUGGGUACUGCACUGUUAAUACCCGUUAGCAGCAAAGACUGGUUGCAUAGGAAUUGCACAAACCAUGAACAACACUAGAUUUUAUGGCAAGAAAAGAGAUUAAUUGUUCAGACAACUGUCAGAAAAUAAUGUAAAACAGGGUUUCAGAUAGCACUAAAAUUGUACACUUCAAAAAUUAAGCUUUAGUAUGAUGUGUGCAGAGAGACCUUGACAAAUUAGAGAGAUGGGCAAUCACCAGCCGUGUGAAUUUUAACAAGGGCAAGUGCCAGAUUCCGCACCUGGGAUGGGGCAACCCUGGCUGUAAAGACUGGGGAAUGAGGCUGAAGAGUAGCUGUGGAAAGGGACCUGGGAGUCCUGGUCCCUGGCAGGUUGAAUAUGAGUCAGCAGUGCCCUGGCAGCCAGGAGGGCCAACCGUGU